CUGUUGACUCCGGGCAGCGGGAGAGUAGGGGUGACUGAAGACCAGAUCCUGGAGGACCAGGAACUGUUGAAUCGGAUCGCUGCCGGUGAAAAGGACGCCUUGGAGACCAUUUAUGAGCGGUAUUCAUCGGCUGUUUUUUCGCUGGCCAGGUACAUGUUGCGCUCGGAGGCCGUGGCGGAAGAGGCUACCCAGGACAUUUUCCUGAAGAUCUGGCUCAAGGCUGCCAGCUAUAGCACUUCGCGGGGGCAGCCAAAGACCUGGAUAAUGAGCGUAGCCCACCACCAAAUUAUUGACAUUAUACGGUCCAGGAAGCGGUCGGCUGCCCUGUCUGAUCCUCACGAAUACGAGACCCUGGACUUGCUCCCAUCCGCUCAGAUAGCAACCGACGAAGCAGUGGUACGGAACUUGGAAGCCGAAAGGGUUCGAGAGGCGUUGGACAAGCUUCCCCCUGCCCAGCAGGAAGUAAUAGUCAUGUCCUAUUUCAAUGGGUUGUCCCAAUCUGAAAUCGCGGCGAAAUUGGGACAACCAUUGGGUACCAUCAAGACCAGAGCGCGUUUGGCUCUUCAGAAACUUAGGGAAGAACUUCGACAGAAUGACGUUGAGUAA
This is a messenger RNA of Geodia barretti, 606 nucleotides long. The record is from the annotation of a GenBank genome assembly. NCBI's taxonomy places the organism in Eukaryota, Metazoa, Porifera, Demospongiae, Tetractinellida, Geodiidae.